AUGGGGGCCGAUGUCUUCGAUGUUGGUCAAAUGAUGCCGGUAUAUGUCGUGGAGGGAGGACGUGUAAAGAAGGGUCUCGAGGGCAGUUUGUGGUGGUGGUAG
Molecule: messenger RNA, 102 nt
Organism: Sclerotinia sclerotiorum 1980 UF-70
Lineage: Eukaryota; Fungi; Ascomycota; Leotiomycetes; Helotiales; Sclerotiniaceae
Exons: 1
Coding region: 1-102 (33 amino acids)
Source: RefSeq, a predicted model, not a curated record